GAUUUCAAUAUAUACCACCAUACUUUCAAUGAUGCUUUUCGACCAGCAAGCAAAGCAAAUCCUCAAGGGAUGUCUGUAAAUAACAGUGGAGAUAUAUUAUAUGCAAAAAAAUUAUCUGCUCUCCAGAGUAACAACUGCAGCAAUAGUAGUACAUCCAAUUCUUUGGCUAAAGCAACUGUAGGUCUAAUGCGAAAAAUAUCAACAACUCAAGCAGUGGAUCAAUUUCAUCAGGCAUCCAGCACGUUACAGCAUUUUACCCAAAAUCAAUCAAUCCGUCAAGAAUCUCAUCAUCUCUCAGAUUUGGCCAAGAAUUACGUACUGCAUGGAAGAAGUAUUUCCGAAUUAUGUGAGCAUAAUUCCGCAGUGGCUAGAGAAUUUGGAAAACCCAAUAUAUCUGUGAUGUGGAAAAUAAUAAAGACAAUGUAUGGUGAAGAGUUCAUGCAGAACUCCAUCACUUCGAGCAAUACUAACAGAGAUGAAGUAUUGAUGAACAGCAAACCCAUCAGCAAUAUUGCCAGCGUAGUGCAAAUGGAGAAUACUAUAAAUAACAUAAAAGAUUUGGGAACUGAACCAAAACCUAAAGGUGUGAUUGAUCAAACUGCUCAAUUCAGUGGAGGCGAUGAUGAAACUGAAAAUGAAGACCAAGUGGAUCAUAUAGGCAUGUACAAUGGUUUUCCCACCUAUUUGAAUGUCCGUACAGGUCUUCCGAAAGGCGACUUUUCGUUUGGAGAAAAUGAACUCGAUAUGGAAUUAGACAGUUUGAAUUCAGAUUUUCAAGUGGGCUACCGAGGGUUCAACCAUUUAGCAUCAGAAUGUCAUGAGUGGAUCAUACCAAAUGAAGCAUUUCCAGUACGUCAUGAGCUCAAGGAUCGAUCUCCUCCCCCAGAAGACUUCCCUAAUCAUCAUUCGCCGGAUUUUAACGAGGAUACCCAAACUUUUCAAGUUGAAGAUGAAUCUAUUACCCUUCUUUCUGUGUCGAAACCUCCCAAGAAGUCUCUCUGGGAUCCGAGUGGCUUAGUGGUCGAAGCAUUGAAACAUCAUGCAAUAUUAGGAGAUAUACAGACGGCAGCGUGUAUUCUCAUAGUUUUGGGAGAUUGUAGAAAAUAUUUGAAACAACUAGAUGAAGCUAUGCAAGAACACUGGCUUCUUGGUUACAUAGAAGUACUUAGCAGGUAUCGUUUAUGGAAUAUUGUGACUCAGAUCAUCAAUCUUUCUUGGUUACCAUCUGUCUAUCAACUGAACCAACAGAGUACAAGAAUCAAUACGAAUUGCAGCAAGUGUGCGAAACCCUUACAGAGAGGAGGGUGGCUGUGUGACAGGUGUCACUCUUCCGAAUAUGCGCUAUGUACCAUUUGCAAUCAAGUUGUAAAAGGAUUAUAUGUCUGGUGUCAAGGGUGCUCCCAUGGAGGCCACUUGAUGCAUAUCAAACAGUGGAUUUCUUCGCAUAAAGAAUGUGCUACAGGGUGUAGGCACUUGUGUGAAUAUAGAUGAACAGAACAAGUAAUUUGAAGGAAACGAGGAACUUUGAUGAAUAGUAUGGAUAGUAUCCACUGAAGACGUUAUAUAUAAAUAUUUCUGGAGUUCUUUCCCAACACCAAAUCGUUAUUUUUAACACCUCGAGACGUGUUUCGAUCACCAAGUGAUCAUCUUCAAGAGGAAGAUUAAACUGAUUCAAUCAGUUGGGAAAGAACUCCAGUAAUAUUCAUUUCUACACCAUAGGUUCCUAACAGUGCAUCAUAAGUACGUUAUAUAUAGUUUACACAUGUGAAAAUUAAUCGAUACAUCUUGACGAUUGUUGUAAAGUGUAAAAAGACUACUCUGGAAGCAAAUUUUGUCUAUUAUUA
Molecule: messenger RNA, 1844 nt
Organism: Leptinotarsa decemlineata (Colorado potato beetle)
Lineage: Eukaryota; Metazoa; Arthropoda; Insecta; Coleoptera; Chrysomelidae
Gene: Wdr24
Product: WD repeat domain 24
Biological process (GO): positive regulation of macroautophagy; cellular response to amino acid starvation; positive regulation of TORC1 signaling
Cellular component (GO): cytosol; vacuolar membrane; GATOR2 complex
Molecular function (GO): protein binding
Source: RefSeq, a predicted model, not a curated record